Oryctolagus cuniculus (rabbit) is the source of this 1279-nucleotide messenger RNA. It is a transcript of the gene NAT9, whose product is annotated as N-acetyltransferase 9. Gene Ontology annotation, molecular function: N-acetyltransferase activity. The record is from RefSeq and is a predicted model, not a curated record. NCBI's taxonomy places the organism in Eukaryota, Metazoa, Chordata, Mammalia, Lagomorpha, Leporidae.
CAGGGCGGUCGGCCGGCGGGGCAGCGUGGCUGGUUUGGGAGAGGUGGGGCAGCGUUGGCUGAGGUUGGGUGUGAGUCUGGUAGUUCCGGGACCCGGUGGCUGGAGGACCCAGGAGGGUAACCAGGAGCGCCACGCGAAGGGGAGGAGCCUGCCUCGGCCCCCGGGGGUCAGGGAGGGCGGACGCUGGGAGGAGGCUUGGAAACGGGUUUAUGGCCGGGCUGACCGUGGAUCCUGGGCUGUCGUCCCUGGCCCGGGGCCAUAGAUGAGUCUCGGUGCCUGGGUUUGGUGAUCGAAGCGCUCUCUGAAGGGCUAGGGAGGGGAGCAGGACGGGAGGCCCCGGCGGGUUCCCGAAGUCUCCGCCAUGAGGCUGAAUCAGAACACCUUGCUGCUGGGGAAGAAGGUGGCCCUGGUGCCCUACACCCCGGAGCACGUGCCCAGGUACCACGAGUGGAUGCAGUCGGAGGAGCUGCAGCGCCUGACAGCCUCGGAGCCGCUGAGCCUGGAGCAGGAGUACGCCAUGCAGCACAGCUGGCGGGAGGACGGCGACAAGUGUACCUUCAUUGUGCUGGACAAGGAGAGGUGGCAGGCCCAGCCCGGUGCCCCCGAGGAGAGCUGCAUGGCGGGAGACGUGAACCUCUUCCUCACGGACCCAGGAGACCCCACCCUGGGGGAGAUCGAGGUCAUGAUUGCAGAGCCCAGCUGCAGGGGCAAGGGCUUGGGCACUGAGGCCGUUCUUGCGAUGCUGUCGUAUGGAGUGACCAAGCUCGGCCUGACCAAGUUUGAGGCUAAAAUCGGGCAAGGAAAUGAACCAAGCCUCAAGCUGUUCCGGAAACUUCACUUUGAGCCGGUGGCUGUGAGCAGCGUCUUCCAGGAGGUGACCCUCAGGCUGACCAUGAGCGCAUGCGAGCGCCAGUGGCUCCUGGAGCAGACGAGCCACGUGCAGGAGAGGCCCUACCGGGAGGAGUCGGCAGAGCCCCACUGACAGCCCUGCGCGGGAGCUGGGGGGCUUCGGGGCCCCUGCAGGCGAGGGUCAGCUUCCAGGACACAGCGGGGCUUGCCUCGGUGCCCCUAGCCACCACUGCCGCACCAGCCGGCAGCGUGGCUGAACGGACCCCAGGGCCUGGCCCUCCUCUCCUGACCGGGAACCCAGAGUGGACGCCAGGAAUCCCCGGAAGCCAGGGUGGGAGGGAGGGCAGGGUGCAGGCAGCCUGGAGAACUGGCCGGGAAGGGGACAGGCCUUUCUCCUUCCACGGCUGGAGUAAAGCACGUGGCGUGACCA